Trichoderma atroviride IMI 206040 is the source of this 497-nucleotide messenger RNA. NCBI's taxonomy places the organism in Eukaryota, Fungi, Ascomycota, Sordariomycetes, Hypocreales, Hypocreaceae. The record is from RefSeq and is a predicted model, not a curated record.
CACCACGGAGUAAUCCGACAGGUUGUUUGCCUCCCGUUGGCGCGAUUGAGCUUGCAGUUGGCAUGGCAUAUGCAUCAGCACCCAGUUAUGCAUCUCAAGAAGAAAAAAGUAAAGAAGCAAAAAAAAAGAAACCAGGUCAAUUGGGGGAAUAAAGGGUCCAUCCAUCCAGUUGUCCCCCUCUCCAUCCUACCAACGGCCGGUGGCCAAAAAUGCGAUGCAGCAACCUGGAAUAUACACAUGUACCACCGCAUCAAGAUCCAUGUUCGCGAUGCACGACCCUCUCGAUUAAGAAUCUCGUCUCCACAGCCAUGGGCCCAUAUCCUCUCGUCUCUCCACAAUGCUCGCAUAACGUGCUUUUCUCUUGCUCUUCUCCAUCUCUUCCCGGAUGGAGAGGAGAGCACGGAGCAGAGGAAGCACUGAGACAUGUACGGUUGACGGGGUCUGACCCCCCCAUCAGGCGAAAUCGCCCAGUCGCAGCAUCUUCUUCGUACCCAGUA